Molecule: messenger RNA, 3950 nt
Organism: Carassius auratus (goldfish)
Lineage: Eukaryota; Metazoa; Chordata; Actinopteri; Cypriniformes; Cyprinidae
Product: rab11 family-interacting protein 4A
Exons: 15
Coding region: 111-1997 (628 amino acids)
Biological process (GO): regulation of cytokinesis; regulation of DNA-templated transcription; endocytic recycling
Cellular component (GO): endocytic vesicle; recycling endosome membrane; cleavage furrow
Molecular function (GO): DNA-binding transcription factor activity; calcium ion binding
Source: RefSeq, a predicted model, not a curated record
CUGCGCCGAGGCUCUCCUCCAGCCGGACUGAAGCGAUGCUGCGAGGCUGAGAUGAUGGAGAGCUCGCUCGCAGCUGCCCAGGCUCUCUGAUACAGCGCCUCUUCACAAGGAUGGACGGCAGUGUCUUCCCCGACCAAGAGCAGCUGCUGGGUUUCCUGAAAAAGCUCAAAGAAGUGUUCGACGUGUGCGACGAGGACGCAGACGGAUAUAUUCGUGUUGAGCACUUCGUGGACCUCGGUCUACAGUUCGGCCAGGGAGAUGAAGUGGAGAAGUUGGCCAAGUACCUGGAUCCCAACGCUCAUGGCAGAAUUAACUUCAAAGAUUUCUGUCAUGGAGUGUUUGCAAUCAAAGGCUGUGAGGAGAUCCUGAAAUCAGCUCUUGGGACCCCCAACAUCAGUGCACAACCAUACCAGACGGACAAUGGCUACUACUAUCAGCACGGGGAGGGGCGUCUGGGACCCCCGAUCAUUGUGUGUACGCGGCCGUACCCAGAGUGCCAGCUCUAUUCUGAUGAGGACGCAAUGGGCGGACGGGACGUGCAGGAGGCAGACAUGGACAGUGCAGGAGACAGCGGGGCAGGGUCCGAAUCUUCUGAAGGAGGACGUCAUGAUGAGAAAGGAGGAGGACUGGGAGGACUCUUUCUGCGUGGAAACAAGUCAGCAUCAUUAAUGAUUAGCUGUGGUCAGAUGGUGUCGUCAGCAGCCGCUUCAGUGAUCUCAGUGGAGGAGCAGUUUGAGGACUAUGGAGAGGGAGAAGAUGUGGACUUCACUCCCAGCAGCCCCAUCCCUGAUGAUGACACACGCACCAAUGGUUUCUCUGACUUGGGCUCCUCUCUGCCCUCCAGUGCGGGUCAGACCCCUCAGAAGAUCAGGCACCUGUACAACAGCGAGCUUCUGGAUGUUUACUGCUCUCAGUGCUGCAAGAAAGUCAACCUGCUCAAUGACCUAGAGGCAAGACUCAAGAACCUCAAAGCUAACAGCCCAAACAGGAAAAUUUCCAGUACAGCCUUUGGUCGACAGCUCUUCCACCACAGUAACUUCAGCAGCAGUCAGGGCAGCACAGAGGACCUGUUCAGAGACAGCAUCGACUCAUGUGACAUUGACAUCACCGAGAAGGUGAGUUAUUUGGAAAAGAAGAUAACAGAGCUUGAGAAUGACAGUCUGGCUAAUGGAGAUUUGAAGUCCAAACUUAAACAGGAAAACACACAACUAGUUCACAGGGUACAUGAGCUGGAGGAGCAGAUCAAAGAUCAGGAGACGCGUGCGGAGCAAGGUUUAGAGGAGGAGCUGAAGAGACACAGAGAGGCCUACAGUAAGAUGGAGAGAGACAAGAGUACUGAGAUUGAAAUGCUUAGCAACAGGGUCCAGCAGCUAGAAGAGGAGAACGCAGAGAUGAAAGUGAAUGUGUGCAGACUCAAGUCUCAAACUGAGAAACUGGACCAGGAGAAGCAGCGUAUGACAGAUAAACUGGAAGACACAAGCCUGCGUUUGAAGGAUGAGAUGGAUCUGUACAGGAAAAUGAUGGAUAAACUUUGGCAGAACAGACAUGAGUUUCAGAAGGAGCGAGAGGCCAUGCAGGAGCUGAUUGAGGACCUGCGGCGUGAACUGGAGCACCUGCAGCUCUUCAAACUGGAGACUGAGAAGCCCGGCCGUGGACGCAGCGCCGCAGGACUGUCCGAGUACAACGCCAAGACUCGAGAGAUCGAACUGGAGCAUGAAGUAAAGCGGCUUAAGCAGGAAAACCAUAAACUCAGAGACCAGAACGAUGAUCUGAACGGACAGAUUCUCAGCCUCAGUCUUUACGAGGCCAAAAACCUGUUCGCAUGUCACACCAAGGCCCAGUCACUGGCAGCAGAGAUCGACAAUGCCUCCAGAGAUGAGCUGGUUGAUGCUUUGAAAGAACAAGAGGAGAUCAACUUCCGUUUAAGGCAGUACAUGGACAAGAUCAUCCUGGCUAUCCUCGACCACAACCCCUCCAUUUUAGAGAUCAAGCAUUAGGCUCCUGAGAGCGGAUAGAGGACUCACACUCGGCAGAGAGCUCCCCCUUCUGGACAGGGGUGUGAAAUGCACCGCGUCUGCCCCCUCACACCAAGUCAUCAUGUAUUUACAGAGCAAAAGAUCAUGUUUCUCGUGUGCUCCAUCUCACACAUGGGUCACGGUCUCCGUCACUAUUCAUGUCAUCACGCUGAGCGUUUAGGCUGUAGAACUGACAAAAACAUGUGCUGAAACUAGAAACUAGAGUAGAAGUGUACUUUUCACUCUCAGUUAUAUACACACUACCUCUGAGUAUGUACAACUCAGUGUUGUAUUCUACACAUGAACAAAACAAGUAGACUUAUAUUAAAUAUCACACCGUGUAGGAGAGCUUUACAUGCACCCUAUGGCAUGUGUGGGGUUUGUUAAUAUUAUUUAAGCAUUUAAUCAGCCCUCAAGAGUUUCUUUCAGUUUUAAUCAAUGGACUGGGCAACGGGAAGACAUACUGUAAUAAUCAGCAGAUAAGGGGACUUCUUUUGAAUGUUCUCUGCCAACAUACAUUGUGGUCUGCUGUUGAAACAAUAAUAAAAUAAUGCCAGUCCAUCCCAAGAUCCCAACACUGCUGUUAAUGGCUGAUGCUUUUAGUCUGGCUGAAAUGAUCUUACAGCUUCUAACUAACUAACUAACUAACUAACUAAAGGGUCUGUGCUGACCAUCAGCUUCCUUUCUGUAGAGAAGCACAGGUGAACUAAGUGAGUACAACCGACACAGUUAUACAAUAUAGUAUAUACGUAUAGAAAGACAACUCGAUUGAAAAUGUCAAAAAAGAAAGGUUUAUUUUUCUUAGAUGUUUGGAUGAAAUGGUCCGCUGAAGUUUAAGGAAGAGAUGGAUGUUAUAAAUAAUGAAUGAGAGGUAAAUGAUUAUGAUAUAAUUAUGUCUUCUUGUUGAACAAGAACUAUAAAAGUCCCCCAAAUGAUGGUCAUAAUACAGUCUGCUUUAAACAUUUAGAUCAGGGUCAGUGUCUGUACUAGAACAAUGCAUUGUCUGAAAUAAAAAAAACAUAUGCAAAUCCAUAUAUAAAAAGGUAUAUAUAUAUAUAUAACCGUUAAAAAGUUUGAGGUCAGUAAGAUUUAUUUUAAACAAAUGUAUUCAGCAUAGAUGCAUUAUAUUGAUCAAUAGUGACAGUAAAGACAUUUAUAAUGUUACAAGUGAGUUUGAUUUAAAUCUAUUCUGCUUUUUAAACCAUUAAUGAAGAAUCCUCCAAAUAUUAAGAAAUGUUACUUGAGAAGAAAAUCAGCAUAUUAGAAGGAUCUCUGAAGGAUCAUGUCACACUGAAGACUGGAAACUGUAUUGUUAAUCAAAAUAAAUGUAGCCUUGGUGAGAAAAAAAGACUUCUUUCAAAAAUGGUGAAUCUUACUGAUCUUAAACUUCAUUGUUUUUUUUUUGGUCUUGGUCACUUGGACGAUAUUGUACAUCAGAGCCAUGGGUAAAGGAAGCUGCACAUUUAAUAAAAGUGCUUGAACUGUACAUCUCAUGAAUGUAUCGCCAUGCCACACUAUUCUGUAUUCCCAUAUUACCACUUUCCAGAUUUAGCUAGUCAACUACUAUGUGAAUCAGUGUUUUCAAUUCUUGUGUAGUUUGGGAAAGGAGCCAAUACUACUACAUGCUCGAUUGUCACAAACUAGUUUUGCUUUGUUGCACAAAUUAUACUGAAUCUGUUUCCUUGCAUGGUCUUAAUCUCUUUCUGUUUCUGCUCUUUAUUUGGAAUGUAACAGUUAAUGUUUCGGUUGUUUCAAUAACUAUUAAUCUGAUCGGUUCUAGAGGAACUUUUAUAUCUUUCUGUUCUCUUUGUGUUGUAGCAUUUUUCACUCAUUGUAAAUGUUGUACAGAAACUAGUUAAUAUUUGUAUUGAUGUACCACUCAUCAACCUUAAUGAAUAAAAGAAAGGCUGUCUUUUAUACAGUUUUAUGAGAAAU